Messenger RNA from Phytophthora sojae, 1053 nucleotides. RefSeq lists its product as hypothetical. The transcript has a single exon. Gene Ontology annotation, molecular function: hydrolase activity, hydrolyzing O-glycosyl compounds. The annotation marks the transcript as partial. Gene Ontology annotation, biological process: carbohydrate metabolic process. The record is from RefSeq and is a predicted model, not a curated record. NCBI's taxonomy places the organism in Eukaryota, Oomycota, Peronosporomycetes, Peronosporales, Peronosporaceae.
AUGAUCUGGUCGCCGACCAUGCGCGUGUGCGCCUUGGUGGCCGCAGUGGCCAUCGGCGUCGCCGAUGCUGGCCGCCUUUCAACAGGUAUUUGCUACGCUCCGUGGCACCACCCUACCGUCAAUGCCGAUGUUGUCGGCAAGGACUUGACCCAAGUCGGACAGUACUUUUCGAGCAUCCGUACCUUCCAGACUCUCUUCAGCGGCGUGAACGCGAUCAACGCGGCCGCAGCGGCCGGCAUCAAGGUGGCCGUCGGCGUGCAGCUCACGGACCCGGCGCUUAUCGACGCUGAAAUCCAGGCCGUUUGUGACGGCUACGGGGCCAACCCGAGCGCCGUCGAAGCUGUGUAUGUGGGCAACGAGUGCCUCAAGAACAAAGACUUCGGAACUGUUACCGCUGACCAGCUUGUUGGCUACAUUACUCGAGUGAAGGCGUGCGUUGGCAACACCCCCGUCGGCUCAGUGCAGCGUAUCAAUGAGUGGCUCGCGGCUGACGGAGCCGACACGCUUUCGGCUGCCUGUGACGUCCUUGGUGUCAACAUUUACCCGUUCUUCACCAAUGGCCCGCAGUCGGCCGUGGAGAAGCUGCAGACUCAGUGGGAGCAAAUGGCGGCCAAGUAUGAUACCAAGAAGAUUCACGUGACGGAGACCGGGUGGCCGUCGCAGGGUGAAAACUACGGCAAGAACGCGCCGUCGGUCGACGGCAUGCAGCAAUACUUGAACGACUACGUGGAGUGGUCCAAGGACGUCCCGCAGAGCUACUGGUUCAUGAUGUACGACACCACUACGAGCUACACGGGCGCCGAGUACGAGAAGCACUUCGGCGUCUUCACCUCGGACGGAACGCAGAAGAUCACCGUGCCUACCGGCGACGGAUCCCCAGCGCAGACCAACACGACGAACACGACGGACUCGUCGCAGUCUCAGCAGCAAUCGACAAGUCCUCCUGCUGCUGCCAAGACCGGAGCGACGCCGGCCCCCACUCCUACGACUGGUACCCCCGUGUACACAUUCUCUGAGCGUGACAACACUGGCAAUGAAGCGGCCGGCACUGUC